Gossypium raimondii (Peruvian cotton) is the source of this 705-nucleotide messenger RNA. RefSeq names its product receptor-like protein EIX2. The transcript is spliced from 2 exons. Lineage: Eukaryota; Viridiplantae; Streptophyta; Magnoliopsida; Malvales; Malvaceae. The record is from RefSeq and is a predicted model, not a curated record. Gene Ontology annotation, molecular function: protein binding. The coding region runs from base 1 to 705 and encodes 234 amino acids.
AUGGCAAGUGUUGCAAGUUCUGAAGCAAUGACUUAUUUAUGGGAGGGGAGUUUUGGUAUCACCGACGAUGGCAACUUUAUAUUUAGUUUCAAUGAUCAUUUGCUAGUUGUAUGGAAAGGUUUUGAAAGAGUAUAUGGCAACACCCUUGGAAUGUUAAAGAGUAUUGACUUGUCAUGCAACCAAUUAAGUGGAGAAAUCCCUCGAGAAUUAGCAAGUUUGGAAGGGUUGAUUAAUCUGAAUCUUUCAAGAAACAUGUUGAGGGGAAGCAUAAUUAGGGAGAUUGGCCAAUCGAAAUCCUUGGGUUCACUCGGUUUGUCCAUAAAUAAUCUGUCUGGUGAAAUCCCGGAAAGCAUGUCCGAAAUAUCUUUUCUCAGCGUUUUGGAUUUGACGAACAACAAUUUGUCUGGAAAAAUUCCCUCAAGCACUCAGUUGCAGAGUUUCAAUGCUACUUCAUAUUCAGGGAAUCCGGGACUGUGCGGAGAACCAUUGCGCAAAUGUCCUGAAGAUGAGCCACCAAAGGUGCCUAACAAUGGCGGUAUUGAAAGAAGCAGCGAAGGAUUUUGGGGGAUUUUUGGUUCAUUGGUGAUUAACAGGUCUUGGAGACAUAAAUAUUUUCAAUUGGUGAGCAAGUUAACAGAUUGGAUGAGAUUAACAAUGGCACUGAUGAUGGUGAAAUUGCAACGCAAACUACGAUUGAAAGAGUGA